Messenger RNA from Pyricularia oryzae 70-15, 2339 nucleotides. RefSeq lists its product as uncharacterized. The record is from RefSeq and is a predicted model, not a curated record. Bases 307 to 1884 code for a protein of 525 amino acids. Lineage: Eukaryota; Fungi; Ascomycota; Sordariomycetes; Magnaporthales; Pyriculariaceae. Gene Ontology annotation, molecular function: transmembrane transporter activity. Gene Ontology annotation, biological process: transmembrane transport. The transcript has a single exon.
UUCUUCUCAUCUUACGCCGGCGGGCUCGCAACAAAAAAUGCCUCGAGCUGUUAAUUUGGAGGCGGGCAGUUGAGCUUACGGGUUAUCUUUUUCGCGUUGUCUUUUUUCUAUGUGUGUCAGAAUUUCGUCGAGCACAAUGCUUACAAAUCCUUGGUCUAUUGAGAUUCUGCUGAUUUUCUGAUAAUAUUUCCUUCUUUUACCUAUCUAGUCUCCUCUCAGUCGUUGCUCUCAAUCCCUUUAUAAAUCAAAGUCUUGAUCCGACGCACAUCUUCCUUUGUUUGCCUCUACCUACACCCCCGCUGAACGAUGGCGCCACCCAGUCCCAGAAGCAGUUCCCAAGGGGCCAGUGAGACGACGCCGCUUCUGGCUGUCGGAGAUAUAUCGACGGCUGCCGAUCCAGCCUCGUCAUGUGCGAUCGCCAAGAUCGCCGAGGAAACCGGGGAGACAUCCGAGUCAGACCCAGACCAUGGCCCGGCCAACUCGGCGCGAAAUGAUGUGGAAGGUCACAUUCAAGACCAGGACGAGGCCGUCCCCGAGGCCCAGGUCUUUUGGCUUUGUGUUGCCCGCCUACUCGAGCCCGUUGCCUUCUUCUCCAUCUUCCCCUACAUCAACGAGUUCGUGCGCCGCAGCGGUGACGUUCCUGCCGCCCAGGUCGGCUUCUACAGCGGACUGAUCGAGUCCAACUUCUCGCUGGUCCAGGCCCUCGUUAUGGUCUUCUGGGCGCGCUUGUCGGAUCGAAUUGGCCGGAAGCCUGUUCUCAUAGUUUCCAUGGUCGGCGUCGCCGUCUCGACCUCCAUGUUUGGUUUUGCUAAAACCAUCCCACAGAUGAUCAUGCUUCGAAUGCUUGCUGGUGUGUUCUCGGGUACACUGGUCACCAUCAGGACAUGCCUGGCAGAGUUGAGCACACCAAGGACGCAGGCUAAAAUAUUCAGCCGGUUUGCCUUCUCCGGAAACCUGGGCAUAUUCCUGGGACCUCUUAUCGGUGGCAUCUUGGCUGACCCUGUCGGCCAGUAUGGGGGCUUAUUUGAGAAGCUCCCUUUCUUCUCCCGGUACCCAUACGCACUAUCGAGUCUUGCUGUUGGCGCCAUCAGUGCAAUUAUUACAAUUGUGUGCAUGUUCAAGGUUAAGGAGACCAAAGGAGCAGGCAAGAGGGCAUCCUCCGGUACGCAGCCUGCAGCCGAGGAUUCCAUGCCGCUCCGCGAGCUUCUGCGCCAGCCUGGGGUCCUCAUUGUACAGUACGUCGGGGCUCAUCUCGCCCUGCUGGCAUUUGCAUACACAGCCAUCUGUCCAUUGUGGUGGUGGACUCCCGUGGAGCUUGGUGGCUUCCAAUUCAACUCCUUCCAGACUGCAUGCAUGAUGGCGCUGAACGGGAUCUCGCAGGCAAUUUGGCUGAUCUUUGGCUUCCCACCUCUACACCGCCGCCUGGGAACCAACGGCAUCAUGAGACUGUGCGGUACCGUCUACCCUCUGUUCUUUGCCAUCUCUCCUGUAGCCAACUAUUUGCUACGCGCUGGAUACACGAACCUCUUUUGGUCUUUUUACCCGCCGGCACUGACCAUAGGGUGCGGCGUGGCCUUGUCUUUUACUGCAUGCCAGCUUGCCGUCAACGACGUCAACCCCGGCCCGACGGCGCUAGCGACUAUCAACGCCAUGCAACUGAUGAUUUCCAGCAUAGUCCGUGCCUUCACGCCUGCAGCGGCGAAUAGUCUGUUUGCUAUUGGGGCCGAGACGCAGUUCCUGAACGGCUACGCGAUCUGGCUACUUAUGGCCUUGCUAGCAGCAGGAUUUGGUAUUGCUACGAGGUUUUUGCCGGAUUACGACGUCUUGCGUUUGCAGAGGCUCAAGCGGGAAGCCGAGGCGGGAGGGGUUGCUAUACCUUCUUGAGAGUAUUUGCGUCCGUUUUGUUAGUAUGCUCCAAAACGUAAUGGCAAGGGGAUAGGCUUACUUCGUACUUCUUUUUCUACUCGUUCCAAGGGCCUAGUUGACAUGAGCAUGUUGAUGGAUGGGUAUAUUUGAGAUUGAUCAAGUCUAUUAGGGCAACUACAUUAUCGAGCAUGUCAACAAGCGCCUGUGCACAAAAAAGGACAGAGAAGAAGAAGAAAAGCCUUCGGGUAUUUUUUUUUUUUUUUUCUUUCUUCUAUUUUAUAGUAUCAUCUCGAAAUUAUGCGCAGAGAAGCAUACAAACUUGCAACACAUAAUUAAGUGCUGCAAAUAUUCAUACCUAUGAUCCAUCAAGCGUGGCUUACAGUUAGCUUUUGGCCAUAAUAGAACCCGCACAAUGCAUGCGUUGCGUUCACCAUAAUCACUCGAGUAGGUACCCAAGUUGCCAGGUACCUCGG